GCAUUACUGUAUGCUCGGCGAGAGCUAUUGUUCCAUUAUUCUUUGAGAAUCAUCUGUUCAGGUUCUCGAUAGGAAUACAUACUUCACAGAAACAGAUCGACAACACAAUCGUACGAGUCCUCAAGAUUAGUCAAAGCCGUGCCUGGUCUCUCAAUUACCCAGUACAUUCAAAACCGACCAUAUCGAAGAUAAAAACCGGACAAUUGUCAUCUCGCGACUGAAUCUUUCCUCAUCGCGUGAAUCGAAAAAGAGAAAGGAAACCCGAACACAGAAACCCCCAGGAGCCACCAUGGAACACGAAUAUUUCUCAUCCAACCCGCGACCAAAGGUCCUACACAAACAUUCCACCUUGGCCCGCGAAUUCAUCUCCCACCAUGCAUCUGAAUCCCGCCGUGUCGUCCUCGUCACAUCGGGUGGCACAACCGUACCCCUAGAGAACCAAAUGGUCCGCUUCGUCGACAACUUUUCCGCCGGCACCCGCGGCGCAACUUCAGCAGAAUAUUUCCUCGACCAUGGAUACGCCGUCAUCUUCCUGCACCGCCAGUUUUCCCUGUUGCCUUACUCACGUCACUAUUCACACAAUGUGAAUUGCUUCUUGGACUUCAUGGCCGAAAGCGCUGAUGGGAAGGUGGAAGUGGGGCAGGAAUACCAGGAUGAGAUGGUGGAAGUAUUGAGGAAGUACACGGAUGCCAGGAAGAGCAAUAAAUUGCUUUCCAUCCCAUUCGUCACGGUGAACGAUUACCUGUGGGAGUUGAGAGAGAUCGCUAUCUUGAUGCAGCCAUUGGGUGGAAAUGCGCUGUUUUAUCUUGCCGCUGCCGUGUCAGACUUCUUCAUCCCUAGCGAUCGCAUGGUGGAGCACAAGAUCCAGUCGUCCGAGGACUUCAAUAAGGAUAAUGCGGAAAGUGCUGAUGGGACCAAGACACCGGCUGCGAGGAUUGAGGGUCAGCGCUUGGUUAUUGGAUUGGAGCCGGUGCCUAAGUUCCUCAAGACGUUGGUCGAUGGAUGGGCACCAGAUGGCAUGAUUGUCAGUUUCAAACUUGAGACUGACCCGGCAAUCCUGGUCAAGAAGGCCGAGUACGCCUUGAACAAAUAUUCGCACCAUCUGGUCAUUGGAAAUCUGCUUUCGACACGCAAAUGGGAAGUCGUGUUUGUAUCCGCAGCUGGAGGCCAACAGUGGAUCCGCGUACCAAGAAGCAAACGCACACCCAGUAUUUCCGGCAAUGUCAAACAUGUCGGUCUGGCUUCAGGAGGCGACGCAGAGCAAGACGCAGAAGCAGUCUCAGGUCAACCUGCCGUCGAGAUCGAGUCCCUUAUCAUUCCAGAAGUCGCAAAGAUGCACGCUCAACACAUGUAUAGAAGAAAAUCGAAAUAGAAGGGAAAAUGCGCAAAAGCAAAUAGAAUUCUAACGAUACCCCUAUCAAAGUAUAUCAUGUCCAGUC
Molecule: messenger RNA, 1439 nt
Organism: Aureobasidium pullulans EXF-150
Lineage: Eukaryota; Fungi; Ascomycota; Dothideomycetes; Dothideales; Saccotheciaceae
Product: DFP-domain-containing protein
Exons: 1
Coding region: 290-1372 (360 amino acids)
Biological process (GO): coenzyme A biosynthetic process
Cellular component (GO): cytoplasm; nucleus
Molecular function (GO): phosphopantothenate--cysteine ligase activity
Source: RefSeq, a predicted model, not a curated record